This is a messenger RNA of Capsella rubella, 829 nucleotides long. RefSeq names its product ubiquitin-conjugating enzyme E2 2. Gene Ontology annotation, molecular function: ubiquitin conjugating enzyme activity. Lineage: Eukaryota; Viridiplantae; Streptophyta; Magnoliopsida; Brassicales; Brassicaceae. The record is from RefSeq and is a predicted model, not a curated record. Bases 155 to 613 code for a protein of 152 amino acids. The transcript has 6 exons. Gene Ontology annotation, biological process: DNA repair; proteasome-mediated ubiquitin-dependent protein catabolic process; protein polyubiquitination.
GAUCGUCGAGCUUCUUUGAUCGGCGACUUUUUUUUUUUCUCUCAUCAUCAUCUUCGUUUGAAUUAUCCGGCCUCGUCUCGCCGCAAGGAAAGAUGCUCGCUUGACGAAGAACCUUUAACGAUCUUUGCCUAAUUGUUCAACAAGUAAGAGAAGGAUGUCGACUCCAGCGAGGAAGAGAUUGAUGAGGGAUUUCAAGAGGUUGCAGCACGACCCACCUGCAGGGAUUAGUGGUGCUCCUCAAGACAACAAUAUCAUGUUGUGGAAUGCUGUUAUCUUUGGGCCUGAGGAUACCCCUUGGGAUGGAGGUACUUUCAAGCUCUCACUCCAGUUUUCGGAAGAUUAUCCAAAUAAACCACCGACAGUCCGGUUUGUUUCACGGAUGUUCCAUCCAAACAUUUAUGCUGAUGGGAGUAUAUGCUUGGACAUUCUUCAGAACCAAUGGAGUCCAAUAUACGAUGUCGCUGCUAUCCUAACCUCCAUUCAGUCGUUGCUCUGUGAUCCUAAUCCGAAUUCUCCUGCAAAUUCGGAAGCUGCACGAAUGUUCAGUGAAAGCAAGCGCGAGUACAACAGAAGAGUCCGUGAGGUUGUCGAACAAAGCUGGACCGCCGACUAGUAAUUAUAUUGUUGUAGCAUUUGUCUUCACAUAACAUUAAACCUCCUCUCUUGUAUUUGAUUCGACAAUCACUUCUCUGAGAGAAGUUCUCUCUCCCUCCCACUCGCUUUUAUGUCUGUGUGUUUGCCAAACUCUGUGAUUUGUUGCUUUGUGUUUCUUUGUAUUUUCGUAAUCACAUUCAUCUUCAUAAUUAUAAUAUGUAUUGCAAUUCGAUCA